Messenger RNA from Ornithodoros turicata, 1842 nucleotides. Its product is annotated as Na(+)/citrate cotransporter-like. NCBI's taxonomy places the organism in Eukaryota, Metazoa, Arthropoda, Arachnida, Ixodida, Argasidae. Gene Ontology annotation, molecular function: citrate transmembrane transporter activity; succinate transmembrane transporter activity. The record is from RefSeq and is a predicted model, not a curated record. The transcript has 14 exons. Bases 67 to 1785 code for a protein of 572 amino acids. Gene Ontology annotation, cellular component: membrane. Gene Ontology annotation, biological process: transmembrane transport; citrate transport.
GUUUUGUUCUACUCGUUCUGUCGUCAGCACCGCCCAUCUGUAAAACCAUUGCGGAGCACUCGGAUAAUGGGCAGGUGGAUCUGCACUGCAUUCAUUAUCCGCAACUGGCAUAGGGUACUCGCCCUUGCAUCGCCUAUCGCCCUGGCUCUCAUUUUCCUCAUCAGUGACAGCAAGGAAGCGCGAUGUCUGUACGGCAUCCUCAUCAUAAUCAUUUUCUGGAUGUUCGAGCUGCUGCCUCUGCCUGUCACCUCCUUGUUACCAGUCUUCAUUUUCCCUUCGCUCGGUAUCUUGACAACAACGGAGUCCACGGCUCCGUACAUGCAGGAUGUAGUCAUGAUGUUGCUCGGCAGUAUGAUAUUGGCCAUGGCUGUGGACCAUUGCAACCUGCAUUACAGGAUUGCACUUCGUAUCCUGCUGCAUACUGGGACAAGUACCAUGCGUGUGUUGCUGGGCUUCAUGCUGUCGACGGUCUUGCUGUCCAUGUGGUUGAACAACACAGCCACAGCCCUCAUAGUCGUCCCCAUCGCAGACGCCGUCAGUUUGGAGAUUGGUAGGCGAGGUCAUAUGACCUCGCGGACAUACGAGUCGGGUCCUGCGGAUGAGUCCUGUUGCAGGAGAGAACGUCUAUUGUCAGUCAACCCUCUAUCCACCCCACUCUUUGAGCUCCAGCCCACGUCCACUGUAAACCAGCAUCACCCACAAUCAACGUCUGUCGACUACACAAUGUCACCAGAGUUGAGGGAGCUUCAGAACGCGAUCCUUCUCGGCGUGACAUACGCCACUAGUAUCGGGGGCACCGGUAGCAUUUUUGGCACGUCGCCGAACUACGUGUUCUUGGGGCUAGUUGAACAGCAAUACCCUGAACAAACGGACGUAUCGCUUGCCACGUGGAUGAUAUACAACGUACCACCCAUGCUCGUGUGCACACUGUUUGCGUGGCUCUACGUCUACUACUACCUUGUACCUCGCAGGUACCACGGCUGCGAUACCGAUGGAGUCGACCUACGCUUCGCCAUUUUAAAGCAAUACGACGAACUGGGGCAUAUGACGUUCCACGAGGGUGCUGUCCUGGCCAUUUUCGCCCUAACAGCCACGGCGCAGUUUUUCCGGGAUCCCGUCUUCUUUCCUGGGUGGUCUUCGCACUUCGCCUUGGCGAACAAAAUACGUGACGCUACGCCAAGCAUGCUGGGCGUGUGCCUCCUCUUCCUGAUUCCGGCGAGACCCAGAAAGAACUUCCCUGGUCCAGCCUUACUGAACUGGCCGUCUGUCCAACGAAAGAUGCCCUGGGGCAUUGUCUUGUUCGUGGGAGGAAGUUUCAGUGUAGCUGCCGCAUCCGAGGCAUCGGGACUACCACUGACAGUUGCCUCAAAACUUGCAGCGCUGAAAGGCCUGCCCAGCGUCGCCUUGGUGGCAAUAAUGACAACUCUGACCUCCGCCAUCACAGAAGUGUGCAGUAAUACGGCUACAGCCAGUGUUAUGCUUUCGGUUUCAAGUUACAUGGCUAGAGCUAUCCGAAUUCACCCCUUGUACUUGAUGAUACCAGUCACAGUCGCUGCUUCCUUCUCGUUCGUUUUGCCAGCGGGAACGCCUCCUAACACUUUGGUCUAUCACCACGGCCGGAUGAACAUUUACUACAUGGUUCGCUCCGGGUUAAUUAUGAACGCCGGCUGCAUCUUUAUCGAAAUGAUAUUUAUCACCACAUUUGGAUUCUGGAUCUUCGACCUGAAGACGUUUCCGUCUUGGGCUGAUAGCCGAAAUUAUACAUCAGUGUUGCACUAUACCUGAUGUACGCGAAUGACUUGGGUCAGCGAUGAAUAUGCUAUUAAAUAAUUGUGAUGUGUG